AAAUUAUUGCUUUCUUUCUCUGGCACACGCAGUUCCACUGAUCACGGAAAAAUUUGCCUUUGGUGUGGAAAAAAUUCAAAUUUCUUUAAAAAAAGAAAGAAAUUUCCCUUACACGUGAAACAACUUUAAACGUGAUUAAAUCGUUUCAUCAAUUCUCUCCCAAGAAAAAGUGAUCUAAUAAAAUGUCUUCAGCUAAGAAACGCGAUGCCCAACGCAAAAAGGAUGCACGCAACAAGAAAAUUGUACAAACAUCUUCUUCGAACAAAGGAAUAUCAAAGGCAAAUGGAACCAACGGAACUGUCGAAUUGACCGAAGAGGAGUUGCUAUGUGCAAAGCUUGAAGAGGAGGCAAGAAUUAGUGCCGAAGCCAGAUCAUGUACUGGUUCAUUGGCCGUCCAUCCAAGGUCAAGGGAUGUGAAAAUCGCAAACUUUUCCAUUACCUUCUUUGGAUCGGAACUUUUGCAAGACACUAUGUUGGAGUUGAAUUGUGGACGGCGGUACGGUCUGAUUGGUUUGAACGGAUGCGGAAAAUCAUCGCUUUUGGCUGUGCUUGGUAAUCGGGAAGUACCAAUUCCUGAACACAUUGAUAUCUUUCAUUUGACACGUGAAAUCCCAGCUAGUUCUAAGAGUGCGCUUCAAUGUGUGAUGGAAGUUGACGAGGAAAGAAUUAAGUUGGAAAAGUUGGCCGAAGAGCUGGCCUCAAGUGAAGAGGAUGACGCACAAGACCAACUUAUCGACAUCUAUGAGCGUUUAGAUGACAUGUCAGCUGAUUGUGCAGAGGCCAAAGCUGCUCGUAUCCUUCACGGUUUGGGUUUCACAAAAGACAUGCAAAACAAGCAAGCCAAAGACUUUUCCGGAGGAUGGCGCAUGCGAAUUGCUUUAGCAAGAGCUCUAUUUGUGAAACCUCAUUUGCUAUUGCUGGAUGAGCCUACAAACCAUUUGGAUUUGGAAGCGUGUGUGUGGCUUGAGCAGGAACUCAAGGAAUACAAACGUAUAUUGGUAUUGAUAUCACAUUCACAAGAUUUCCUUAAUGGAGUCUGUACGAACAUCGUUCAUUUGACAAAGAAACGUCUAAAGUAUUAUACUGGUAACUAUGAGGCUUUCGUUAGGACAAGAAUGGAAUUGUUGGAGAACCAAAUGAAACAAUACAAUUGGGAACAAGAUCAAAUCUCUCACAUGAAGAACUACAUCGCUCGGUUUGGUCACGGUUCGGCAAAAUUAGCUCGUCAAGCACAAUCCAAGGAAAAGACAUUGGCUAAGAUGGUCGCACAAGGUUUAACUGAAAAGGUCACAGAUGACAAAAUUUUGAAUUUCUACUUUCCAUCUUGUGGCACAGUACCACCACCAGUUAUUAUGGUUCAGAACGUUUGUUUUAGAUAUAGUGAAACAACUCCAUGGAUUUAUAAGAACCUAGAAUUCGGUAUUGAUUUAGACACAAGAUUGGCCCUGGUCGGUCCUAAUGGUGCUGGUAAGAGUACACUACUCAAGCUUUUAUAUGGUGAUUUAGUGCCCUCAUCGGGAAUGAUCCGUAAGAAUUCCCAUCUUCGCAUUGCCCGUUACCAUCAGCAUUUGCACGAGCUGUUGGAUUUGGAUCUUAGCCCCCUAGAAUACAUGAUGAAGGCCUUCCCCGCUGUUAAAGAAAAAGAAGAAAUGCGAAAGAUCAUCGGUCGUUAUGGCUUGACCGGUCGCCAGCAGGUUUGCCCAAUAAGACAGUUAUCAGACGGUCAGCGAUGCAGAGUAGUGUUUGCUUGGUUGGCGUGGCAAGUGCCUCAUUUGCUAUUGCUUGACGAACCCACCAAUCACUUGGAUAUGGAAACCAUCGAUGCGUUAGCUGACGCCAUCAAUGACUUUGAUGGUGGAAUGGUGUUAGUUAGUCACGAUUUCCGUCUUAUUAAUCAGGUUGCUGAAGAAAUUUGGGUGUGCGAAAAUGAAACAGUUACCAAAUGGAAUGGUGGUAUUUUGGAUUAUAAGGAUCAUUUAAAAAAUAAUAUUACAAAAGAUAAAGAUGCCGCAUCGAAGAAGAAGUAAUUCGAUAAACUUAAUAUUCAAACAAAACAAAACACUAUAUUUUUACAAAACAUCGGCUUAUUAAAAAUUGCUGAUUGUGAUUCUUAAUUAAAAUUACCUUACCUACCACACACUUACCGAUUAAACAAACCGAUAUUAGCAGUAAAAGGAACCUUCAUCUCAAACAAAUAAUUAUUGCUUGAUCUGUUGUUGUAACUAAUGAAAUAACAGGAAAUUAUUUUAUUUAUUAUUUUGAAGUUGAAUACAAUAAAUUUACCGAUAGACAAUUUA
Messenger RNA from Eupeodes corollae, 2297 nucleotides. Its product is annotated as ATP-binding cassette sub-family F member 2. Gene Ontology annotation, molecular function: ATP hydrolysis activity; ATP binding. Lineage: Eukaryota; Metazoa; Arthropoda; Insecta; Diptera; Syrphidae. Bases 183 to 2027 code for a protein of 614 amino acids. The record is from RefSeq and is a predicted model, not a curated record. The transcript has 4 exons.